Vittaforma corneae ATCC 50505 is the source of this 405-nucleotide messenger RNA. RefSeq lists its product as uncharacterized. Bases 1 to 405 code for a protein of 134 amino acids. NCBI's taxonomy places the organism in Eukaryota, Fungi, Microsporidia, Nosematidae. The record is from RefSeq and is a predicted model, not a curated record. Gene Ontology annotation, molecular function: ATPase binding; proton-transporting ATPase activity, rotational mechanism. The transcript has a single exon. Gene Ontology annotation, biological process: vacuolar acidification; proton transmembrane transport. Gene Ontology annotation, cellular component: proton-transporting V-type ATPase, V0 domain; vacuolar proton-transporting V-type ATPase complex.
AUGAUACUCAGCAAGCCAAUCUACUUGACAUUUAGAAAGAAAACACCAGAGACCGGGCCUUUAGACCUUUGGAUUACGUCUGGGAUACACGUUGUUGAGUUUUGUCUCGGCCUAAUAUCCAAUACUAGCUCUUACCUGCGACUCUGGGCAGUGUCGCUAGCACAUGUUCAGCUUACAACUGUUCUGCAUGAAUUUACACUAGGAAGCAGCAGCUAUGCCGUGAAAGUUUUGACGUUUCCAAUUUAUUUAAGUGGAACACUGACGCUACUAAUCGGAUUGGAAGGGUUGAGUUCUUGUCUCCACGCCUUGCGACUCAACUGGAUAGAGUUUUUUUCGAAAUUUUACUCAGGCGGUGGAACAUUGUUUGAGCCUUUAAAUUUCAAAAUUAAGGAGCCUGAAGAUUAG